AUGCCACCUCAAAUGCAGCCCUUUGCUGAUUACCUUCGCGCCCCGCCGCACCCAGACGGCGGCGAUCGGCGGACCCCAAUCCCGCCGCUGAACCGAACCGUGAAGAAGACGCUGGUAGUAGAAGAGUCCUCCUUGGACAACCCGGAUCUAGGCCCGAUCCUUCUGAAGAUGGCCCGAGAAACAAUAGCGUCCGGUGAGAGCCCGGUGAAGGCCCUGGACUUCGCCAUUCGGGCCUCAAAGUCGUUCGAGCGGUGUGCGGGCCCGGGGCUGGAGCUUGCUACGUGUCUCCAUGUGGUUGCUGCGAUCUACAGUAGUUUGGGGCGGUUGGAUGAGGCGGUUGAGGCUUUGGAGCGGUCCAUUUUCUUGUUGGAAGGGGAAAACGGGUCGGAUCAUGCAAUGGCCCAGUUUUCCGGGUACAUGCAACUUGGUGACACGUAUUCCAUGAUUGGACAGUUGGACAGGGCUAUUUCUUGUUACAAGUCGGGUUUGCAGAUCCAAAUGGAUGUUCUUGGUGAGUCCGACCCGAGAAUCGCUGAGACUUGUAGGUACUUAGCUGAAGCCCAUGUCCAAGCCAUGCAAUUUGAGCAGGCAGAGAAGUUCUGCAAGAAGACCCUCGAAAUCCACAGGGAGCAUUGCUCUCCUGCUUCCCUUACCGAAGCAGCCGACAGGCGUCUAAUGGCCCUUAUAUGUGAGGCCAAGGGAGAUUAUGAACCAGCUCUUGAGCACCUUGUCCUAGCUAGCAUGUCCAUGAUCGCCAAUGCACAAGAUAAUGAGGUUGCAGCUAUUGAUGUUAGCAUUGGUGAUAUUUACAUGUCACUCUGUCGUUUUGAUGAGGCUGUUUUUGCCUACCAGAAAGCACUGACAGUGUUCAAAUCCACCAAAGGCGAAAGCCACAGUUCUGUGGCGUUAGUGUACAUUCGCCUUGCAGACCUUUACUACAGGACAGGAAAAUUAAGAGAAUCAAAAUCGUAUUGCGAAAAUGCCUUAAGAAUAUACAGUAAGCCUGUGGUUGGAACAACGGCAGGGGAGAUUGCAAGUGGGUUGACUGAAAUCUCUGCCAUCUAUGAAGCUCUAAAUGAGCCUGAGGAGGCACUGAAGCUGCUGCAGAACGCAGUGAAAUUGUUGGAGGAUAUCCCUGGACAACAUAGGACAGUGGCAGGAAUAGAAGCCCAAAUGGGAGUGAUGUUCUACAUGGUUGGGAGGUACACGGAGGCAUGGAAGUCUUUUGAGAAUGCUAUCACCAAGCUGAGAGCAAGUGGGGAGAAGAAAUCCACCUUUUUUGGAGUCGUAUUGAACCAGAUGGGGCUGGCAUGUGUGCAACUGUAUAAAAUAGGGGACGCUGCCAAACUUUUUGAGGAAGCAAGAGAUAUAUUAGAAAGAGAGUAUGGUACAUAUCAUUCUGACACUCUUGGAGUGUAUAGCAAUCUUGCAGCAACUUAUGAUGCCAUGGGGAGAGUUGAUGAUGCCAUUGAGAUAUUGGAAUACAUACUAAAAAUGAGAGAAGAAAAACUUGGAACUGCUAAUCCAGAUGUUGAUGAUGAAAAGAAGCGACUAUUUGAGCUUCUGAAAGAGACAGGAAGAGUUCAAAAUAAAAGGGGGAAAAAAUCUCUUGAAAACCUUAUAGAUUCCAAUUCCUUAAAGAUGAAGAAGGAACGGAAGAAAAGAUGGGCUGCUUUUGGUUUGAGAACUUAA
Molecule: messenger RNA, 1692 nt
Organism: Sphenostylis stenocarpa
Lineage: Eukaryota; Viridiplantae; Streptophyta; Magnoliopsida; Fabales; Fabaceae
Source: the annotation of a GenBank genome assembly